Pangasianodon hypophthalmus (striped catfish) is the source of this 2084-nucleotide messenger RNA. RefSeq lists its product as uncharacterized. The transcript has 10 exons. The record is from RefSeq and is a predicted model, not a curated record. Lineage: Eukaryota; Metazoa; Chordata; Actinopteri; Siluriformes; Pangasiidae. Bases 74 to 1876 code for a protein of 600 amino acids.
GAGAGGGCGUGGGACAAUCUGAGUGAGCACCAGGACUCCUCUGCAAAGACCUGGACCCCAGCUCUGAGACAAUAUGGCUGACACAAACAUUAGAAUCAGUGGGGGGGCAGUCAGAUUUGGAGCCACUUAUGGAGGCAACCGUCUGUUCACAGGGGCCAGAGGAGGUGGAGGUUCUGGCGUGGUUCUAUCCCGUUCAUUUGGCCUGGCAAGGGGUGCAGGAGCCGCUGGUGGAGGUCUUGGUUUGGGGCUUGGAAUUGGAGGUCUAGGUCUAGCUCUGGGUGCUGGUGCAGGUGGUGGUGCAGGUGCUGGUGGAGCAGGUAUCGGCCUGGGCGGAGGCGCACUUGCCUUAGGUAGUGGUUUGGGUCUGGGAGCUGCAGGUGCCAGAGCUGCAGGCUUCAGGGUCGGUGUGGCUCCUCUAAGAGCUCGUCUGGGUGGCCGCGUCUUCAAGAUCGGAAGUUAUGGUUUUAACCCAUCCUUCUUGAGCACCAGCACCACAGUAGAUGCAGGUGUCAGUCCAGUGCCCACCAUUGACCCCACGCUCCCAUCCAUGGACACCGUGCAGGUCACACGCUUGAAGGAGAAAGAAGAGCUGCAAGCCCUCAAUGACAAAUUUGCAUCCUUCAUUGAUAAGGCUCGGUCACUGGAGCAGCACAAUGCCAUACUGAAAGCCAAGAUUGCCAUGUUCACCAAUCCUGAGCAGGGCGGUCCUGCCAGUACCUCCAUUCUGCUCACAUCAGCUAUAGGAAGCUACAAAUCCCAGAUUGAUGGUCUUACUGCCACUAAAGAGGCCAUCAUCGCUGAGAUCGAACACUAUAAAGGCAUCAUUGGUGACGUGCAGGCCAGAUAUGAAGAGGAAGUGGCUCAGACCAAAUCUUUGGAGUUGGACUGGAGCACUUUAAAGGAGGAGGUGGACAACCUUUACCUCACUAUUUUUGAGCUGCAAGCUGGCAUCACUGGUCUAGAAGAUCAGAUUGCUCUGUCCAAGCAGGUGUAUGAUACUAAAGUUAAAGAGGUCAGGAACAUUGUGACUGGCAGUGUGAAGUCAGCUGUCUCCAUCUCUGUGGAUAACACAGCACAGGCACAAGACCUGACAUCUGCCCUUGCCGAUGUUAAAGCUCACUAUGAAGCUCUGGCACAGCGCAGCAAACAGGAUGCACUUCUCUCCGUCCAGGACAGUAUCUCCAUGAUGACCAUUUCAUCUCAGCCCAGUAUUCAGUCCCUCACUGCGGCUAAAGAGGAGCUGCGAGUCUACAAGCUACAGAUUGAUUCUGUGCAGAGAGAAAUUGACCGUCUCAAAUCACUGAACAUCCAGCUAGAAUCUCAGGUGGAUGAGGCUGAAUCUCACUCCAGCUCACACACCGAGACCUACCAGGAACAAGUGCAUGCACUCAAGUCCCAGCUGGAUGACCUGAGAAAGCAAAUCGCACAUUACGGACAAGAAUACCAGGAACUUCUGGCCAGCAAAAUGUCUCUGGAUGUCGAAAUCACAGCUUACAAAAAACUCCUGGACAGUGAGGAGAACAGGCUGAAGUCUGGGGGUGGUAUCACAGUGCACAUGUCUAAGUCAGCAGUAGGAGGAGCAGCAGGAGGCGCAGCAGGAGGUGCUGGAGCUGCUCUGGCUCUCGGUGCAGGAGGAGGAGGACUGGGAGGAGGUGCUGGCCUUGGCCUUGGAGGUGGAUAUGGCUAUGGUCUAGGCCUGGGUGGAGGAGGUCUCGGGGGUGGUCUCGGGGGUGGUCUCGGAGGUGGUCUCGGAGGUGGUAUUGGAAGUGGUCUUGGAGUGGGAUUGGGAGGAGGAGGACUUGGGCUAGGAGCAGGUGGGAGCAGCUAUGUGUCCUCCAGCUUGAGCAGCAGUGCUCUCUCAACCAGUGUUUACUGAAGAAACAAAAAGAACAACACUGGCCUGAAUAUUGCUUCCUAAAAUACACUACAGCUCUGUUUAUUGUCUUCCACACAAACUCCUCACAUGCUUCAAGAUUCCAACAACUCUAUGAUGUUCGGUUGUUUUGUAUUUUCAUAUUCAAUAAAACAUUCCUACUUUUUAAAUUCAUAUUGUGGUAAGACCCAAUAAAACAGUGUUCAUUUAA